GACUGGGGGAGACAGCGAAAGGCCUUCGCUCUCCUUCCUGACUUCAUCCAAGGAGCUCGCAGUAGUUUCUGUUUGGCCGCUGAUAACCCUACAGUUCAUUGUCACGAGUGAAUACCGUAGCGUAGAAUGGUUCUGAUUUUAGCAACACAACUGAUUACUGAGCUGUUUCGUUCCACUGCUGGUGAAAUUAAAGAUUGCUCCAGUGUUUACUGUUUGCCUUGGUUAUGUGAACUUGUGCCGAAAUUCUCCUGACUGGGUUUCGUGAGCUAUAGUAGUUACUGUGUGUCGUUCCACUCGAGCAAGUCUGCAGAUGAGCACAAAGGCUCAAUACUUGAAAAAUAAGUACCCAAAAUGGACAACUAUUUCAAGACAGCAGUUUGUGAUCUGGACAAAUUACUUGAUGAAUUUGAGCAAAAUCCAGAUGAAAGUGACUUUUGCAAGACUGUUGUAGGAGAGCCCAUACCUUUGGUCUAUUCGUCACUUCGUGCAAACUCAAAAUACUUAUCAGAAUUGCCUGCAUCCGCUUCACAGACUACAUUCAACAGGCACUCAUCAGAUAGUCAGCUUAGAUCAGAUUCAACAUUACCAUGUGCUGCUGAUCCUAAAGAACUUUCAACAUUGCCGUCAUCACAGAAAACUCUAACAGAGUUGGACUUGUUGUCAACUGUGGAUAGCAGAGCAUCUGGUGAUUCUGAGCAGUUCAGUUACAGCAGAGGCAGUGGACCUAUCUGUGACUUAAUUAGUGACACUGAAAGUGUGACCCAUGAAUCAAAUGGUCACAAGGUUGAUAAUGAAGCUGAAAUUAAACCCAGUGAGGACCAGACCAAUGGCUUAUUGCUGAUAGACUUCAAUCAGCCUUCUUCACCAGUUCAUUCAGGAGAGUUGGAAUGUUCAGAAGGAGGGAGUUUAGGAAUUAAAAACUUGUUGGAGUUGAAUAUAUCGUUUCCUAAUAGCACAGCACUUGAGCCACAGCAGUCAGGACAUUUUAAUGCAGAAAUAAGAAACCAGGAAUAUCCAAUCCAGCGCAAGAGUCUUGAUGAGCUCAAAGAUGAUGAACAUCAAAAGGAAGAGGAACAUCUGGAAAAAUUGCCUCAGUCUGAACAAAGUGAAGAGUUGUCAGUUGUUUCAAAGCAAACCAAAGAAACCAGUUCUGUGUUUGGCGAAACUGUUGAAUACGAUGAUUGCAGCAACAAAGAACUAGAGCAACCUUGCAGUGUACACUUGCCUGUAUGUGUAAAUUCAAGCAACAUAAUCACUGUUGCACCUUGUGAAUCAGAGGAUGUUGAAACUGAUUUAGAGGUUGAAAAGGAGUUUUUAAAAGUAAGAUACACAUGCAAUGCAGGAUUAACAAAAAAUGUAAAUAAAAUAAAUAAUAUGAGUAAUUUUACAACAUCCAAUGAUUCGUUGGUCCAGGAAGUGGAAAUAGCAGCAGACUCUGAAAUAAACUCAACCAAUCCAGAGCAGACUUCUCAGGUAAACCAUUAUCAGGAAGAAUAUGAUGGAACUUUAGACUGUGGAUCAGCUAUGUGCAUAGUUAGAAACUCUGUUAAGUUGAACUCUAAACCAUGUGAUCAAGAUCUACCUCUUGUAGAUGAUUGCAGUGAGAAAUUGGAACAUAAUGGUAAUAUCACUUCAGAGCAAACUGUAAGUUUUGAACGUGAAGAGAAGACUGGGGACAAACAUCCAAACACUGAGAGGAUGCAACAAGAAAGAACUUUGGUAUCUUCAGAUACUCUUCCAAAAACUAUAGCUAAGCCACUUGAAGAGGUACUGAAUAAUGUUAGUGACAUGGAAGUGGCAUCAACUCGCAAAGAAUUUACAGCUGAGUUUUCUUUUGUUAAUGACAUUGAAGAUGGAUAUGAUAUCAAUGAUGUGUUGGUUAGUGAUUCUGAGCUUGAUGCAUUCUUAAUGGAGCAGACUGAAAAUAGUUCACAAGGAUCUAUGAUUGACCAUUUAAUUCAAGGUUUUUCACAGCCUACUGAUUUUCUCAAACUGGAAGGUUCUCAAAAUCCUUCUGAAGAUAGUGAGGCUGUUGGUAUAAGUCGUGAUUCGUGGGAGAAAGAACCUGCUAAAUCAACUGAAUAUGAAGAUGGUAAAUUUGCAUCAAACACUGGGUACUCUUCAUCCCCAGCACAAAAUGGUUCCAUGAACUCUGCUGCAAAUGAAGCACUGGAUGCGAUAACACACAAACCAGACAAAACCAAAAAUAGUCAGUUUAUAUCCCCAACUGACACUGAACCAAAAGCCACCUGCACUCUCAAUAAUCAGAUUAGUUUUGGAGGUGCUAGACCCAAAAUCCUUAAUUCUCAAACAAGACUCCCACUAAAUAGGGAGUUGAAUGAUCCAAUUAAUGAUAAUCCUAAAGAUGCUACUGACAGUGUAAAUCUGUGUACAGUAUAUAUUGAUACAAAGGAUACUGUUUCUGAAACCGUGGAUAGUCCAUCCAUUUCAAGCUCCACUCCUCCAUCUAGUGUUUGUACAGAAGAUGAGACACUAGUGUUGGGACCAUCAUAUGAUUCCAUCACACAUGGUGAUGUAGGUAUUGCAGCUACAGAUAAAAUCGCUGAGCAGCGUAGAAAAGAAGCUGCUAUGUUGGGACAUAGCCAUCCACAAUGGAUACCAGAUUCUGAAGCACCAAACUGUGCAAAAUGCCAGGCUAGAUUUACUUUCACCAAAAGGAGACAUCACUGCAGAGCAUGUGGGAAUGUUUUCUGUGCUACCUGUUGUAACCAAAGAUGUAAGCUGCAAUAUUUGGAAAACAAGGAAGCUCGCGUUUGUGUUGACUGCUAUGACACCAUCCAGAAGGCUCGAGCUUUUAAGACUAUGAUGAGUCCAACUGGUCCAAGCCCUAACCCUAAUAUCCCAUCAGAAUAUUGUUCCACAGUUCCUCCUCUGCAGCAAGCUCAGGCAUCUGGCACCCUCAACUCCCCUCCCCCCACUGUCAUGGUACCAGUCUCAGUACUAAAACACCCAAGAAACACAAGCACAGGCAUCUGUUCCAGAGAACACAGAAGAGUCUGGUUUGCAGAUGGUAUCCUGCCAAAUGGAGAAGUGGCAGACACAACAACAAUGACAGGAAAUUCAACAGUUGGUGUAGGCAAGCAAACACCAGAUGAUGUGUGCCGAAUGAGUCAUGUCACACAAGAAUCAAAAGUGGUACUGCCUUCAUCUUCUAGUGCAGGAGAUAAAAUACAUUCUGAAGCUAUAAGCCAAGUUGAUGCUUUGAGGACUGAUUCAGCUUCAACAAAAACUGUUUUGGCAAGCCUUGAAAAGGAUAUCACACCUAACCUUAUUUAUCGAGCAGACUAUAGAGCACUGGCAACUAUUGGAAAGUCUGUCACAAAAGCCAUCAGUCUUGUUCCAGAUAAUGAGAAUGAUCUCCCUCCGCUUAUUGUGGCAAUAGAAAGUGAAGGAGGUCCAGUGGUGGUGGAGGAGCAUCCAUCUCAGAACCACGCAAUGCUGUUGCUGGAGGAUGAAGGGUCAAAUCCCUUGACGUUUGUGUUAAAUGCCAAUCUUCUAGUAAAUGUGAAACGUGUGAACUAUGCUGCAAAUAAAUGCUGGUGCUUUGUAUCCAAUGGAUUACAUGGUGUUGGUCAGGCAGAAGUUGUCAUUCUGUUGCUUUGUAUGCCUAAUGAAAAUACAAUUCCCAAAGACAUCUUUAACUUUUUUAUUGCACUUUAUCAGGAUGCAACUAAAGGAAAACCUGUUGGAAAUUUAGGAAAUGUUACCUUCACCGAAAAUUUUCUCGGCAGUCAACAUCAUGGAGGAUUCCUAUUCGUCACACCCACAUUCCAACCAUUGACAGAAUUACUACUUCCAAGUAGUCCAUUUUUGUUUGGAAUCCUCAUUCAGAAACUGGAAGUUCCUUGGGCAAAAGUGUUCCCUAUUCGACUCAUGCUAAGAUUGGGUGCGGAAUAUAAUGUUUAUCCUUGUCCUUUAAUGAGUGUCCGAUUCCGUAAAGCACUCUUUGGCGAAACAGGUCAUACCAUCAUGAACUUGCUGGCAGAUCUUCGAAGUUACCAAUAUACUCUGCCCACAAUUGAGGAAUUAGUACUACUUGUGGAGAUGGGGCAAAGCACUGUUAAAAUCCCUAAGCGAAGGUACAAUGAGGUCAUGAAGGUGGUGACCUCUUCCAAUGAACACGUGAUUACCAUGGGGGCAUGUUUUAGUUUGGAUGCUGACUCUCACCUGGUCUGCAUACAGAAUGAUGAUAAAACUUAUCAAACACAGGCAAACACUAUAACUGGGAAGUCCAGGAAAGUUACAGGAGCCUCUUUUGUGGUGUUUAAUGGAGCCCUUAAAACAACAUCAGGGUUUAUCGCUAAAUCCAGCAUAGUGGAAGAUGGACUUAUGGUACACAUUACUCCAGAAACCAUGGAGGGUUUAAGACGAGCUCUGAGGGAAAAAAGAAACUUCAAAAUCAUUUGUGGGAAAUUGGACCCAGAUGACAGAAAAGAAUUCGUAAAUAUUCAAUGGAUGGAUGGUGAUGAACCUGUAAAUAAAGGUGUUUUAAGUCCCAUUGAUGGACGAUCCAUGGAAGACAUUCCUAGCAUCAGAAUGCUCCAAGAAAAUGUAUUUGAAACAGAUGGAAUUACUGUAAAGUGUACAGAGGUAUUUUAUUUGCAAAGAAAUCAUGAUCCUCUCAGUCCUACCAUUCCAGCUGCACAGAGUGAACUGACUGAGGAGAUUGCCAGUGCUUGCUGUGCUGCUCUGUGCCCACACCUAAAAGCACUGAAAGAAAUUGGAAUAAACAAGCUGAGUCUCAGAGUCUCUUUAGAAACUGACAAGGUUGAAUAUCAAGCAGGAUCAAGUGGACGCCAACUUCCACAACACUACAUGAAUGACUUGGACAGUGCUUUAAUCCCAGUAAUCCACAGUGGGAGCUCUUAUGCUAGCAGUGGUCCCCUAGAGAUGGAAUUAUUUUUCUUCUUUCUGGAAAACCUUAAGUGAGGAGGAAAAUGUGUUAAUUUGAUGGCCCACAAACCUAUAACAAUACAGAUUGAAGCUUUCCAACUUUUUUUUCUUCUGCUUCAGUGACUUCACUAAAGGAUUCAGUGAUCCUAUUUUGAGGUAAUCUAUUCUCACAGGUGCUGUGCUAAGAUAGACAUUUUGUUGCAGGGUUGCAGGCCAGUCUGUCUUCAGAGACAAGGUUUCAUUUUGUGACAAAAUGGUUAAGUUCCCAUUCAGAAUGUAUUUGUAUUCACAUUCAGAAUCUCAGGCAUGAAAUCUGCUUGCUUAGUUAUGUACAACUUCAAGAUGUGAUGUUUGGUUAUAGAUGACACCCACAACUCUGGGUCUGUGGCUGGUCUGCAGUUCAACUACAGAAGGUAGUCAUUCAAAUUUCCAAUGUCCAUGAGAACAAAUUUCAUUUAAUAUGGCUAAUGUGUCAUCUUAACACAAUCAGGUUCCAGGUCAUUGUUGGAGAUAUGCCAAGUAUAAGUUUCGAUAAACUGGUCCAGUAAUACUUUGAAAAUUUUAAAUUAAAUACAAAUAAUUAAGCUAUGCAGUUUUGUAAUUAAGCAGCAGUAUAUGAAGCCAUAAAUGGAAUUUGAAUCAUCAUGUUUUGACUUUGGCAUCUUAAUCAUUCCUAAAAGCCAUCCAGUUAAAAGUAAAUUUUUUAAAAAGUUAUUUCUGCUAAAGAGCAGCAGUUUAUUUCUUAAGUUGACAUUUGUGAAUAGUAAUGUGAACCGUCAGAAUUUCCCAAGACAGUCAGUGAUUGAAAGACAUUUCAAAGCUGCUAAGUAUAUUAAAUCUGGAAGUAAGGAACACUGAGCCGUGCAUAUGUUUUCCAUGAUACCUUGUAUCUUCGAAAUGUUGCAUAUUUUAAAAGACCCUCUUUUUCAAUUGUCCUUUGGAUGUGUGAACUGGCUAAGCCAUGCUACAGUUGACAGCAUUUUCAUUGUGAGAAUAAAGCAGUAUAUGCUGGCAAGUUACCUGUUGUCACCUGAAAAUGUUGGCAAUCACAUAGAGUUUAACCUCCUUCAAUCCAGUAAAGCACAAAAUAAUGUGGGCCAGUCGAACAGUUUAGGUGAAGAAAUAUUCUCCUUGUGAUUUGAAAAUAGACAGCCAUCCCACUUGAGGGAUAUGAUCCCUCCAGUAAGCCUUUACAGGAAUUCUGAACCACGUCACAUUCUGGUUCAGCAUAUUUCAUGUAUCUGACAUUCCAAUGUGAGGAUUUCAAUGUGCAAAAAUAAUUAUGUUCAUCACCUUUAUGUAUAUUUCCUAACUUUUUCUAUAACAGAUUGAAUUUUUUCAUAGAUUUGUUUACAAAUUAUUUACAUUGGUGUUUGGGAAUAUGCUGUAACUUUAUAACUGCAGCUUAAAUUUUCAGCAAUGUUUGAGUCAAUUGAGAAAGCUUUCAAGCGUACUUAUCUUUAUUACUUUUUUAUUAGUUUUAUAAAAUAGGGUAACUUUAGUUUCAAAUAGAAUAUAAUCAAAUUGAGAACAUUAAGCCAAUUUAAUAUCCCGUUAAUGUUUGAGGUUUAAGAAUAACUAAUUAAAGUAACACUGGCAUACGUCGCCUUUUUUUUUUGAUUAGUUACUGUAUCCUUGAGUCUGUGUUUUGCUAAGGUAGAAACGUGCAAUUUCCCUACCAUGAAACUUGUGAAUCUAUACUCCUUUUGAGUGUCUGAGAAAUGUUUAAAUGUAUAUUCUUUGCCUAACUUCCUACUGUAGAUUUUGUAUCUAGUUAAAUGUCUGUGUAAAAUCACUAAUUCCUAUCUUUACAAACAAUAUUUUGUUUUUUUAAAAACUGCCAAUACACAGGGAAAGGUGUGUCUGCACUUGCCAUUCAAAUCUCUUCAAUGCCAUGUGCUUGAAAGAUUAAAGUAAUAAAAUGUGCUCCACAUGACAGGUGCAUCAGGUAAUUUUUUUCAAAUGUAUAAACAAAAUCAAAUUAGUGUCCUUGAAUGUUGAGUUCUUAAACACAUGGAUUUAUGUUUUGUAAAAUGUAAAAUCAUUCAUUGCCUGCAUAUUUUUAUUUAUAUGUAUCCAUGUAUAUUUAUGAUGAAAAAUAAAU
Hemiscyllium ocellatum (epaulette shark) is the source of this 7018-nucleotide messenger RNA. RefSeq names its product zinc finger FYVE domain-containing protein 16-like. Gene Ontology annotation, molecular function: metal ion binding. Gene Ontology annotation, cellular component: early endosome membrane. Lineage: Eukaryota; Metazoa; Chordata; Chondrichthyes; Orectolobiformes; Hemiscylliidae. The coding region runs from base 352 to 4950 and encodes 1532 amino acids. Gene Ontology annotation, biological process: endosomal transport. The record is from RefSeq and is a predicted model, not a curated record. The transcript has 18 exons.